UUGGUUCAAAUUGGGCCUUUCUAAAAUUUGUCCAAGAAAACAGAGCUUGGUCCAGUCCGUGUAACCCUAGUUCCUAAAGCCAUUAAAACGCAGGGCAUUAUCACUCGUGGCCUUGUUUUCGCGGCGCACAUCAGAACCCUACUUCUUCAGAUUCCGGUCGCACGCGCCGUCACAAUGGUAAACGUUCCAAAAACGAAAAAGACUUACUGCAAGAGUAAGGAGUGCAGGAAGCAUACUCUGCACAAGGUUACCCAAUACAAGAAGGGUAAGGAUAGCAUCGCUGCUCAGGGGAAACGCCGUUACGAUCGCAAACAAUCCGGUUAUGGCGGACAAACUAAGCCUGUUUUCCACAAGAAGGCCAAGACCACCAAGAAGAUUGUCUUGAGGUUGCAAUGUCAGGGUUGCAAGCAUGUUUCCCAACACCCAAUUAAGAGGUGCAAGCACUUUGAGAUUGGUGGUGACAAGAAGGGCAAGGGAACUUCUCUUUUCUAGGUUGAGAAUUAGGAUUUGCAGCUUUUGCGUUUCUGCAAUGUUGGGAUGUUUUGUUUCUGUGUGGAUUUAUUUGCUAGUUAUAUUUAUUAUUUCGCAAUACCUUAUUAUGCGAUUGAGAAAUGAAAACUAACAUCAUUGAGUA
This is a messenger RNA of Vigna angularis (adzuki bean), 634 nucleotides long. RefSeq names its product 60S ribosomal protein L44. The coding region runs from base 175 to 492 and encodes 105 amino acids. Gene Ontology annotation, molecular function: structural constituent of ribosome. The transcript is spliced from 4 exons. Gene Ontology annotation, biological process: translation. NCBI's taxonomy places the organism in Eukaryota, Viridiplantae, Streptophyta, Magnoliopsida, Fabales, Fabaceae. The record is from RefSeq and is a predicted model, not a curated record. Gene Ontology annotation, cellular component: cytosolic large ribosomal subunit; ribosome.